Mizuhopecten yessoensis (Yesso scallop) is the source of this 3810-nucleotide messenger RNA. RefSeq names its product mucin-6-like. The coding region runs from base 1 to 3810 and encodes 1269 amino acids. NCBI's taxonomy places the organism in Eukaryota, Metazoa, Mollusca, Bivalvia, Pectinida, Pectinidae. The transcript has 3 exons. The record is from RefSeq and is a predicted model, not a curated record.
AUGACGGAUAAAAAAGGGUCAACGAGCCUCACUCAGGAAAGACUCGUACGUCUCGCCAUUCUCGGGGUCACUACCGGUCCACCAGUACGUCCCAUCAUUCUCGGGGCCACUACCGGUGCACCAGUACGCCUCACCAUUCUCGGGGUCACUACCGGUCCACCAGUACGUCUCAUCAUUCUCGGGGCCACUACCGGUGCACCAGUACGUCUCACCAUUCUCGGGGCCACUACCAAUCCACCAGUACGUCUCACCAUUCUCGGGGCCACUUCCGGUGCACCAGUUCGUCUCACCAUUCUCGGGGCCACUUCCGGUGCACCAGUACGUCUCACCAAUCUCGGGGCAACUACCGGUGCACCAGUACGUCUCACCAUUCACGGGGCCACUACCGGUCCACCAGGACGUCUCACCAUUCACGGGGCCACUACCAAUCCACCAGUACGUCUCACCAUUCUCGGGGCCACUUCCGGUGCACCAGUACGUCUCACCAAUCUCGGGGCAACUACCGGUGCACCAGUACGUCUCACCAUUCACGGGGCCACUACCAAUCCACCAGUACGUCUCACCAUUCUCGGGGCCACUACCGGUGAACCAGUACGCCUCACCCUUCUCGGGGCCACUACCGGUGCACCAGUUCGUCUCACCAUUCUCGGGGCCACUACCGGUCCACCAGUUCGUCUCACCAUUCUUGGGGCCACUACCGGUGCACCAGUACGUCUCACUAUUCUCGGGGCCACUACCGGUCCACUAGUACGUCUUACCAUUCUCGGGGCCACUACCGGUGCACCAGUUCGUCUCGCCAUUCUCGGGGCCACUACCGGUCCCCUAGUACGUCUCGCCAUUCUCGGGGCCACUACCAGUCCACCAGUACGUCUCACCAUUCACGGGGCCACUACCAAUCCACCAGUACGUCUCACCAUUCUCGGGGCCACUACCGGUCCACCAGUACGCCUCACCAUUCUCUGGGCCACUUCCGGUGCACCAGUACGUCUCACCAAUCUCGGGGCAACUACCGGUGCACCAGUACGUCUCACCAUUCUCGGGGUCACUACCGGUGCACCAGUACUUCUCAUCAUUCUCGGGGCCACUACCGGUGAUCCAGUACGUCUCACCAUUCUCGGGGCCACUACCAAUCCACCAGUACGUCUCACCAUUCUCGGGGCCACUACCGGUUCACCAGUACGUCUCACCAAUCUCGGGGCCACUACCGGUGCACCAGUACGUCUCACCAAUCUCGGGGCCACUACCGGUGCACCAGUACGUCUCGCCAUUCUCGGGGCCACUACCGGUGCACAAGUACGUCUCACCGUUCACGGGGCCACUACAGGGGAACCAGUUCGGCUCGCCAUUCUCGGGGCCACUACCGGUGAACCAGUACGCCUCACCCUUCUCGGGGCCACUACCGGUGCACCAGUUCGGCUCACCAUUCUCGGGGCCACUACCGGUUCACCAGUUCGUCUCGCCAUUCUCGGGGCCACUACCGGUCCAUCAGUACGUCUCACCAUUCUCGGGGCCACUUCCGGUGCACCAGUACGUCUCACCAUUCACGGGGCCACUACCGGUCCAUCAGUACGUCUCACCAUUCUCGGGGCCACUACCGGUCCACCAGUUCGUCUCGCCGUUCACGGGGCCACUACCGGUGAACCAGUACGUCUCACCAUUCUCGGGGCCACCACCGGUUCACCAGUUCGUCUCGCCAUUCUCGGGGCCACUACAGGUGAACCAGUACGUCUCACCAUUCUCGGGGCCACUACCGGUCCAACAGUACGUCUCACCAUCCUCGGGGUCAUUACCGGCGCACCAGUACGUCUCACCAUUCACGCGGCCACUACCGGUCCACCAGUACGUCUCACCAUUCUCGGGGCCCCUACCGGUGCACCAGUACGCCUCACCAUUCUCGGGGCCACUUCCGGUGCACCAGUACGUCUCACCAUGCACGGGGCCACUACCGGUCCAUCAGUACGUCUCACCAUUCUCGGGGCCACUACCGGCGCACCAGUACGUCUCACCAUUCACGGGGCCACUACCAAUCCGCCAGUACGUCUCACCAUUCUCGGGGCUACUACCGGUGCACCAGUACGUCUCACCAUUCUCGGGGCCACUACCGGUUCACCAGUUCGUCUCGCCAUUCUCGGGGCCACUACCGGUGAACCAGUACGCCUCACCAUUCUCGGGGCCACUACCGGUGCACCAGUUCGUCUCACCAUUCUCGGGGCCACUACCGGUGCACCAGUACGUCUCCCCAUUCUCGGGGCCACUACCGGUUCACCAGUUCGUCUCGCCAUUCUCGGGGCCACUACAGGUGAACCAGUACGUCUCACCAUUCUCGGGGCCACUACCGGUCCAUCAGUACGUCUCACCAUUCUCGGGGCCACUACCGGUCCACCAGUACGUCUCACCAUUCUCGGGGCCCCUACCGGUGCACCAGUACGUCUCACCAUUCUCGGGGCCACUUCCGGUCCACUAGUACGUCUUACCAUUCUCGGGGCCACUACCGGUGCACCAGUACUCACCAUUCUCGGGGCCACUACCGGUCCACCAGUACGUCUCACCAUUCAAGGGGCCACUACCAAUCCACCAGUACGUCUCACCAUUCUCGGGGCCACUACAGGUCCACCAGUUCGUCUCGCCAUUCACGGGGCCACUACCAAUCCACCAGAACGUCUCACCAUUCUCGGGGCCACUACCGGUGCACCAGUUCGUCUCACCAUUCUCGGGGCCACUACCGGUGCACCAGUACUUCUCACCAUUCUCGGGGCCACUACCGGUCCACCAGUACGUCUCGCCAUUCACGGGGCCACUACCAAUCCACCAGUACGUCUCACCAUUCUCGGGGCCACUACCGGUCCACCAGUACGUCUCGCCAUUCUCGGGGCCACUACCGGUCUCACCAUUCUCGGGGCCACUCCCGGUCCACUUGUACGUCUCCCCAUUCUCGGGCCCACUACCGGUGCACCAGUACUUCUCACCAUUCUCGGGGCCACUGCCGGUGCACCAGUACGCCUCACCAUUCUCGGAGCCACUACCGGUGCACCAGUACGUCUCACCAUUCACGUGGCCACUACCGGUCCACUAGUCCGUCUCACCAUUCUCGGGGCCUCUACCGGUCCACUAGUACUUCUCGCCAUUCUCGGGGCCACGACCGGUCCACUAGUACGUCUCGCAGUUCUCGGGGCCACUACCGGGCCACUAGUACGUCUCGCCAUUCCCGGGGCCACUACCGCUCCACUAGUACGUCUCACCAUUUUCGGGGCCACUACCGGUGCACCAGUACGCCUCACCAUUCUCGGUGCCACUACCGGUCCACUAGUACGACUCGCCAUUCACGGGGUCGCUACCGGUCCACUAGUACGUCCCGCCAUUCACGGGGUCGCUACCGGUCCACCAGUACGUCUCCCCAUUCUCGGGGCCACUCCCGGUCCACCAGUACGUCUCGCCGUUCACGGGGUCACUACCGGUGAACCAGUACGCCUCACCAUUCUCGGAGCCACUACCGGUGCACCAGUACUCACCAUUCUCGGGGCCACUAUCGGUCCACUAGUACGUCUCGCCAUUCGCGGGGUCGCUACCGGUCCACUAGUACGUCUCCCCAUUCACGGGGCCACUACCGCUCAACUAGAACGUCUCACCAUUCUCGGGGCCACUCCCGGUCCACUAGUACGUCUCACCAUUCACGGGGUCGCUACCGGUCCACCAGUACGUCCCGCCAUUCUCGGGGCCACUACGGGUCCACUAGUACGUCUCGCCAUUCCCGGGGCCACUCCCGGUGCACCAGUACGUCUCACCAUUCUCGGGCCACUACCGGUCCACUAG